AGUGCGUAAUAACUUAUGGGUUUUCUAUGUGAGUAGAUAUGACACAGGCUACCUAACUCGGUAAUAAGUUAUUAACUCUAUAAAGUCAGCAGUGAGUUGGGGGUUUUAUAGAUGGUUUUGUGCCUUUAAGGCCGCCUGUUCAUUAGGAGUUGGUUUCAAAUGACGCCAACCUUUUAUUUUUAUCUCAAUGACCUCAUCCUCUAUGGUUGAAGUUCACUAACCAGCGAAUCUUUUUCAUCUCAUAGAUUUUUGUAGUUUUCUUCUCUUUUACUCUUCAUUAAACCGAGUUUACAACAACUUUAACUUGAUAACAGAUGUCGGUGAUGUUAAACGGCGCUUUCUGACAGCGACUUCUCUAACGGCUGAUCAACUCUUCAAUAUGAAUGGAGGAGUGAGGUUCAUGAUGAUGUAAUCGUCAGCCAGACCACGAGAAAAGCUCUCUUUUGUUCCGCUCCUGCAAUGGUGUGAAAGAGACCGCCCUUCCCCCUCCCCCCACACACACACACACACACACACACACACACACACACACACACACACACACACACACACACACACAUGAACACACACACACACACAUGAACACACGUACACACAAACAGAGGCACAAGAAAGAUAGUGGGGGUUUAGGUUUUUAGUCCUUCAGGGCCAGAGAGAGGCUUCUCUCGCUCUCUCACUCUCUCGCUCUCUAUCUCUCUCGCUCUGUCUCUCUGUCUCUGUCUCUCUCUCUCUGUCUCUGUCUCUGUCUCUCUCUCUCUCUCUCGCCUGGGCUGUGCUGCUAAGCUCCAUCAGGAUGACAUCAUACUCAGCCUACACAAUGGGUCUGUUCAUCUCCUGAGGGCUGCGUCGCGCAACUGGACCGCUAGCCACCCACCCGCCUAAGGGUAAGAGGAGGAGGGAGGAAGAGGAGGAGGGGCUGUGAGAAAGGGAUAAAGAAGGGGUCGUCAUGUCGGAAUGUCCCGUGGGAGUGGGAGCCUGCACUGGAGCUGAGACUGGAGGGACUGGUUUUGGGAUUGCAGCCGGAGCUGCAGGGGGGUUUGGGAUUGGACCUGGGGUGGGGAAUGGACCCCGAGCUGGGACUGGAGGGACUGGGAUUGGACCUGGGGUGGGGAAUGGACCCCGAGCUGGGACUGGAGGGACUGGGAUUGGACCUGGGGUGGGGAAUGGACCCCGAGCUGGGACUGGAGGGACUGGGAUUGGACCUGGGGUGGGGAAUGGACCCCGAGCUGGGACUGGAGGGACUGGGAUUGGACCUGGGGUGGGGAAUGGACCCCGAGCUGGGACUGGAGGGACUGGGAUUGGACCUGGGGUGGGGAAUGGACCCCGACCUGGGACUGGAGGGACUGGGAUUGGACCUGGGGUGGGGAAUGGACCCCGAGCUGGGACUGGAGUCAAAGGUUCAGGGCCUGUAUCAGGCCCAGCAUCCGGGACCAGGCAGGGCUCGGUGCGUCCCAUCGGGGCCGAGGGGCUGGUCGCCCUGCUGGAGGGGGGUCUGGACAGCGUGUUGUUGAUUGACAGCCGGCCCUUCGUAGAAUAUAACUCCUCCCACAUCCUGGAGGCGGUCAAUGUGAACUGUUCAAAACUGAUGAAGAGACGGCUGCAACAGGACAAGGUUCAGAUCAACGAACUGCUGCAACACUCUGCUAAGAAGAAGUUGGAGCGAGUGGGCGGUCAGGAGGUGGUGGUGUAUGACCAGAGUUCAUCUGACCCCUUGACUCUUCCCUCGGAGGCCUUCCUUACCGUCCUAUUGGACAAGCUGGAGAGGAGCUUCCCUUCCGUACACCUGCUCUCAGGUGGUUUCUCAGCGUUUUCCCAGCUGUUUCCAGGUCUAUGUGAAGGUAAGGCUCUUCUGGCCACGUCCUGCCUGGUCCCCACCUGCCUCUCUCAGCCCUGCCUGCCCCUCAACACCUCUGGGCCAACACGCAUCCUGCCUCACCUCUACCUGGGCUGUCAGAGAGACGUACUCAACAAGGAAGUGAUGCAGCAGAAUGAGAUAGCGUACGUCCUGAAUGCCAGUAACACAUGUCCCAAACCAGACUACAUCCCUGAGUCUCACUUCCUGCGAGUCCCUGUCAACGACAGCUUCUGCGAGAAGAUCCUCCCCUGGUUGGACAGAUCUGUAGAGUUCAUAGAAAAGGCCAAAGCCUCCAACGCCUGUGUGCUGGUCCACUGUCUGGCUGGCAUCUCCCGCUCGGCAACCAUCGCUAUCGCUUACAUCAUGACGAGGAUGGACAUGUCACUAGACGAAGCUUACAGGUUCGUGAAGGAGAAGAGGCCCACCAUCUCUCCUAACUUCAACUUCCUGGGUCAGCUGCUGGACUUUGAAAAGAAGAUCAAGACUCCUGGAAGGUCGGAGAUCAGAGAAACCACCGGGGUCAAAACCUCUCCUCUCCUCCACCCCCCACUAGAGCACGACCCCCCUAACCCUACUCCCAGCCUCCCAGACCCUGCCCUGGCCCUGCUGGAGCCCCUGACUCUGCCGUGUGUCCUGGCCCCCUGGCCUCCAGAGGAGAGGCUCCUGGCCCAGGCUCUCCAGGGGCUCCAAGGCCUUCAGCUGGACCAGGGGACGGAGGACAGCGCUGCCCGGCUGAAAAGGUCCUUCUCUCUGGACAUCAAGUCGUACAGGGAGCCAGGAGGCUGCAGCAGCGCCCCCAUGAGGCCGUACCCCCACCCUACAUCCCACCCUGGAGCCCAAGACUAUUAUAACCCAUCCGUGAGCUUCAAGGAGCCUGCAGGGAAACCGUAUCAGUUCUCUCCUGUGAAGGAGAUGUCAGAGCAGUCUACACCUGAGCCGAGCCCUGACAAGGAGCAGUACGACGGUCCCGCAGACCCUGCUGAUACGUCUGCAGCUCCCACUGCUGCUCCUGUAGUCUCCACCACUACCAGCACCACUACCACCUCCAACCAGCCCAGCAUGAAGCAGCCCAGCCAGGCUAAGCCUCCUCCACCUCCCCUCUCCUGUUCCCAGCAGCUCCACCGUAGUGGCAGUAUGGAGGAGAACUCUAACCACACCCCUCACACCACCGGCUUCCUGUUCGGCCUAUCGCGUUCCCAGCAGCACCUGUCCAAGCCCGCCCCUAACCUAGGCUCCGCCCUGAAGGGCUGGCACUCUGACAUCCUAUUGGGUCCCGUCACUGUGUCGUCGGGGGGAUGGUACCUCUCCGAGUCACACCACUUCUACUCCACCUCCGCCAUCUUAGGAGGCGGGGCUAACAUUCUGGGGGGUGGCAGCGUGGCGGCGUACAGCGUGAGUCAGGGGUUGGAGGAGGUGCGGCGGCGCGGGCGGCAGCGGAGCGGCGACCACGGGGACUCACGGAGGAGCUGGCACGAGGAGAGCACCUUGGAGAAGCAGCUGAAGAGACGGAGCUGUCAGAUGGAACUCGGAGACAGGAUGAGAGGAGGAGGCGAGACUAGAUCCAGGGAGGAGAUGGGGAGUCACAGCAGCUUCUCAGGAAGCAUGGAGGUCAUAGAGGUGUCCUGAGAGGGACAUUCAAUAUGGCCUCCAGUCCACCCCUUACGGAAUCAUUGAUUUGAAUGGAGACGUCCGUUCUAGGGAGUAUAACCUCCUCAGAUCAGACCCAUGUUGAGGGGAAAGACUUGUUAUGGACCCAUCUUAUUAUCCCACUAGGGACUUGAACCUUGAGUUGAUUUAAGCGGCUCUAUGUGUACUAGUGUCGCGACAGUUGGCAUUAAUGUAGUUGAACUUUGACCUGGAAGCAGAAAGCAGCUGUGUGACGAUGAUGAAUGUGAUGAUGAGGUGAACUCUGAGAGGACUGAGACAAACUGAGUCUUUUGUUUGGAUGAGUGUUCAUCGUUUUCAUUUAUUUCUGAAUGUUGAUGAUCGUCGUCAAGGAGCAGUAGAUGUCUGCCUGACGUUGGAUUCAUGGAGCUUUUAUGAAGCCUUAUAAAGUCUUUAUGAAGCCUUAUGAAGUCUCUAUGAAGCCUUAUGAAGUCUUUAUGAAGCCUUAAGAAGUCUUUAUGAAGCCUUAAUGAGUCUUUAUGAAGCCUUAAGGAGUCUUUAUGAAGCCUUAAGAAGUCUUUAUAGUCUUUAUGAAGCCUUAAGGAGUCUUUAUGAAGCCUUAAGAAGUCUUUAUAGUCUUUAUGAAGCCUUAAGAAGUCUUUAUGAAGCCUUGUGAAGUCUUUAUGAAGCCUUAAGAAGUCUCUAUGAAGCCUUAUGAAGCCUCUAUGAAGCCUUAUGAAGUCUUUAUGAAGCGUUAUGAAGAACGCGAUCAGAGAUCCUUGAUAGCCCUGUGUCAAAUCAUCCAAUACCUCACACAUCCAAAUUAGAGGCUUCUCCUGUUCCUCUGUCUUCUUCUGAUUGACAAUUCAAAUCUCAGGUCUUAUUUGAGCAGCAAGAAAAGAUGCUGGAACAACUGAACAGUUCCCGAACAGUUCCCGAACAGCUCCCGAACAGUUCCCGAACAGCUACCGAACAGUUCCCGAACAGCUCCCGAACAGCUACCGAACAGUUCCCGAACAGCUACCGAACAGUUCCCGAACAGUUCCCGAACAGCUCCCGAACAGUUCCCGAACAGCUCCCGAACAGCUACCGAACAGUUCCCGAACAGCUCCCGAACAGUUCCCGAACAGCUCAGUUGGUAGAGCAUGGUGCUUGUACCCCAGGGUUGUAGGUUCGAUUCCCGGGGCAGCCCAGACGUAAAAUGUACGCACGCAUGACUGUAAAUCACUUUGGAUUAAAGCGCUAUAUGAUAUAUUAUUAA
Molecule: messenger RNA, 4721 nt
Organism: Oncorhynchus mykiss (rainbow trout)
Lineage: Eukaryota; Metazoa; Chordata; Actinopteri; Salmoniformes; Salmonidae
Gene: dusp16
Product: dual specificity phosphatase 16
Biological process (GO): negative regulation of MAPK cascade; peptidyl-tyrosine dephosphorylation
Cellular component (GO): cytoplasm; nucleus
Molecular function (GO): MAP kinase tyrosine/serine/threonine phosphatase activity; MAP kinase tyrosine phosphatase activity; protein tyrosine/threonine phosphatase activity
Source: RefSeq, a predicted model, not a curated record